Messenger RNA from Camellia sinensis, 387 nucleotides. Lineage: Eukaryota; Viridiplantae; Streptophyta; Magnoliopsida; Ericales; Theaceae. The record is from RefSeq and is a predicted model, not a curated record.
AUGAGCUCUUCCAUGUUGUUUCAGAUGGAACUUGACAUAGCGUUCUUAGCAAAUGUUACUGGAGAUUGUACCAUUUCUGUACACUUUCAAGAAGCGGCUCAAGCAAGAAAACAAGCCAUGAAUUCUGUUUUUUGGAAUGCAGAGAUGGGGCAAUGGUUUGAUUAUUGGCUUAGCAAUGGAACUACAUGCAAGGGUCACACAUGGGAGGCCUCAAACCAGAAUCGGAAUAUAUUUGCCUCAAACUUCGUUCCUCUGUGGAUUGAGUUGUUUAACUCAGAUUGCACAUUGGUGGAUUUUGCAACCAGGAUUCUCAAAUUAGCUGGUGUUGAACUUGUUGAACUUGCCAAACUUAUAGUAGUUCUAUUCCUAUUUUGCCGAUCUCUUUGA